AUGAGGAACCUUCCUGAGCUUACAUUCGCCAUUUUCUUUCUCGCAGCCGCGGGAAAGCAGGCAACGGCUCAAGUAUCCUUCGACUACAACUACGACUGCGACUUCUAUAGUACCACGUGUCCCGAGUUUCUUCUCUUCAAUGGGGAAUGUGAAAGUGAUCUAUUCGAUGAAAAUCUAAAUCCAUGUUGGCAGUCCGAUUGCUUCGACUGUGAUCCGUGUGCAGCUUUCAACGCGGACUGCGCUGGCUGCACGGCAAAUGGUUGCUACUGGUGCCCUGGUGAUGGUGCCUGCAGUUCUGCCAUUCUUGACGCUUCCUUUUGGGACAAAUACGUCAAAGAGUCAGAAUGCAAUGCUCAAAGUCAAUGGAUUUCGGGGCAGUGCCCAGAAAACCCACCACAGGCUGUCUACAACGAUCCAUUGUAUAGUGCUCAAUCUUGGGUUUACGAACUCAUGAACGUCGAAGAUGUAUGGAGGCAAGGAAUUACCGGAAAAGGUGUCAUGAUUCGUGUCAACGAUCCUCAUGGAGUCGAUGCAACUGUGCCAGAGCUUGCCCCAAACUUCAACCAAACUGCCUCGUGUCCAGAUUACAUGCCACCCAUCAUCCCGAACAUCACCCUCGAUCAUGGAACCGUUGUGGCAUCCAUUGCUCUCGGGGCUGGAAACAACAGUGAAUGUGCUGUCGGCGUGGCUCCUGGCGCAUCCUUGUCUGCUUGCCUCGGACCGUUGGACUUGGUAGAUUCAGAACCGGCCAGAUUCUUCACGCAUGGGAUCACCUCCACACACAUUUCCGUCAACUCGUGGGGGUUUGAUGCUUGCGACCACAAACAAACACCACAACGAAAACUACAGAGAAGGUGUCCCUUUCAAACGCGAAAUAUCCUUAAUCCAUGCUUGCAGCCCCAAUGCAAUGUACUAGACUCGCCCGAGUGCCAAGCCUAUGUCGUCCCCUAUUGCCAACAAUUUUAUGAAAACGAGUAUCAAGCAUGCGCCGAAUACCUUGACCUAUUCAUUUCAUGCAGAUUCAAUGUGCUUUCCAAGGUGGGAAGAGAUGCCAUCACAAAAGGGAUUACUGAUGGAAGGAAUGGAUUGGGGAUCAUAUAUGUGUUUGCUGCUGGAAACGAAUUCGCCAAAGCGGAGGAUAUCAACAUGGAAGGUUGGCUCAACACUCGCUUCACCAUCAUUGUUGGUGCAGUUGGAAAGAAUGGAUAUCAUGCUUCCUAUUCGACAGGAGGACCAGCGCUGUUUGUAGCUGGUCCUGGUGGGGAUUUUGAAUAUGUAGGCAACCACAUGGCUGCAGCGCCCGGAGGCGGUUGCACCAGCGCCGGAGUUGGCACCUCGUUCGCAGCACCAGCGGUAGCUGGUGUCAUUGCCCUCAUGCUUGAAGUAAACCCCCUACUCUCGUGGCGAGAUGUCCAAGGAAUUCUGGCGCUGACAUCGCAGAGGGUGUAUCCCGAGGACGAAUCAUGGACCGAAAAUGGAGCUGGCAUUGUUCACUCGAACUUGUUUGGUUUUGGCCUUGCCGAUGCCACAGCUGCUGUCUUGGCAGCAAGAGACUGGCUGUUUUGGGGAACAGAACAUCAGAUCAUGACUCAAUCCACGCUUUUAAAUACGCCGAUUCCAGACGCUGAUGCCAACGAAGGAGUCGUAGCUACGCUCACGAUCACUGAAGACGAUGUGAUUAGCGCAGCUGGCGUCCCUGAUUUGGAGGUUGAAAGUGUGGUUGUCUACUUGAAGCUGAACCACUCCGCUCGAGGAGAUCUGUUGCACAUGUCAAUGAAACAGGAAGUGAUGCUGCGAAGUCCUUCUGGAACUCGGAGUGUCCUUAGCCCUGGCAACAGGAUCGAAAAUACGAUCACAUCUGGGGAGGAACAGUGGAAACUUUUAACCGUAAAAAACUGGAAGGAGAGCCCGUUGGGAGCAUGGACAUUGCGAAUCACCGACGUUCGAGGAGCGGACGCCCCGCAAUGUGUUGACUACUUUUGGCAAACGGACGUGCGGGUGGAAGACGAAGUUUUCCGCCUUACGUGCCAAGACAUUUCAGACAACCUGCCAAAAAAUAUUUCUGAAUGCACCAAUGAACUUGUGGCUGAUCUCGCGGGAAUUGUUGGAAAUGUCUUCGACAACAGAACGGCUCUCUCCGCGUGCUGCCGAUGCGGUGGUGGAGUGGCGGCUUCUUCCAUUCCAAACUCUUUGAUCUCUUGGAGUCUAGCUAUCUAUGGCCACGAGCCAGUUCAAAACUCAGUCUCAUUACAAACCCCUUGUGGUGGUUCAUGCACUGAAGAUGUUGAGUUCUGUGGGAAUGACAACAAGUGUCAUCCUAUUACAUGUGCCGAUUGGUGGCAGUUCGGCCCCGUUGAAUACACAGGGCGAAAUCCAAGAAACCCACCUCAAUUGGUGUGUUACAAUGACUACGAAGAGGGGGCAGAGGACUUUGCUAAUGCCAUCACGUAUGGUUGCAGUGCGUUGGAAUAUCGACCGGGGACGCAGAUCGAUGACGCUGAUUCCGCGACGUUUUACCACCAAAGGAAGUGCACUGCAGAACUUCCAGGAGGUCUCGGGUUUGCUUGCUACGAGAUCGCAGAGGGGACGAACUUCGACAACUACUUCAACGAAGUUGCCGCUCUUGGUCUUACGAGCUGCCCGGACGGCACAUCACCGAACUAUUAUUACCCCCAGCUGAUCCAGCAGAGACGAGGCGAUCUGGAAGACUCGUUUGGAAUCUACUUCCAAAGUACGGCCUUCAAUGAAACCUUGGCCCUUCGUGCUACCUGGGCUGUAUUGAGGGAAGAUCAGGACGCAUGCUACCCUUCUGGCCUUAAUGCUUGCCCGUUUGAAGAUCUUUUCGACGGGGAAUGCCAGGACUGCGUUGGAGAUUGUUUCGAUUGCGAUCCUUGUCAACAGCACAGUUACGACUGCAAUGAAUGCGUCCAGUCUGGAUGCUUUUGGUGUCCCGGAGACGCCACCUGUCAAUCGGAACCGCGAGACGAGUCGUUCUGGCUCAAAUAUGGCGGUAGGAAAAAGUCAACAUGUCCCUUAUCAUUCUAUUGGAUUCAAACAUGUCAAGAUCCAUUGGAUUCGAAUGCUUUUUCCGAUCCCUUGUAUGAUUCCAUGGCAUGGAUUUACGAUCUAAUCAAUGUAGAGGAAGUCUGGGCACAAGGAAUCACGGGGAAAGGAGUGCAUGUUAGAGUGAACGACGACGGUGUUGAUGCUACUCAUGCUGAAUUUGCGGAUAAGUUUGACGUAGCAAAUUCAUGCAGCGCAUAUACACCCGCGGACGAAGAAAAAGACAACCACGGGACUGCAGUGGCCUCCAUCAUUGCUUCCAAUCCCGACAACGGUGUCUGUGCUGUUGGAAUUGCACCGGAAGCAACGGUAUCAGCCUGUGUAACGCCUCCGGACGAAGAGGGCCCGGAAGCUGUGGCUGCAAUGUUCCUAACCCAAUUGGCUGCUGUUGACAUAAGUACAAACAGUUGGGGUCCAGUAGUAUGUGUUUCCCCGUUUCUGGAACGAGGCCGCUCGCUCCAGGAAUGCCCCUUCUCCAAGGACAACUGGGGAUCUCCCUGCGAGUUGUGCAAGUUGUAUGGCUUCGAUUCAAACGAAUGCCACGAUGCCAUUUCGGACUACUGUCUAAGCCAGUAUCAAUACGACAAGGUAGCAUGCGCUGACCAUCUCGACCUGUUCGUGACCAGCUGCGAGUAUCACAUGCUCGACCCUGUGGUACAUGAGGCAUUCGUCCGGACAAUGGUUGAAGGCCGUGGUGGAAAGGGAGUGAUCUACGUUUUUGGUGGCGGCAACGAUUUGGCUGUUGGAGUGAACACAAACGACGAUGGUUUCAUCAACAGUCGAUUUACCAUUGCCGUUGGCGCCGUUGGUCAUGACGGACUGCACGCGAGCUACUCGACCCCAGGAGCUGCUGUGUUCGUGACUGCCCCAGGCGGCGACUCCGAAAACGUUUCCAACAAUAUUGUUGCGAAACCGGGCGGAGGCUGCCACGAUAUCACUGUUGGAACCAGUUUUGCAGCUCCUGUUGUCUCAGGAGUCAUUGCGUUGAUGCUUGAAGUGAAUAACAACUUGCACUAUCGGGAUGUUCAGGCUAUCCUAGCGACGACGUCGACUUUGAUGGAUCCGACGGAUGGUUCCUGGGUCACCAAUGGAUUUGGCGUGAAUCAUUCCUACAAUUAUGGUUUUGGACUCGUAAAUGCAGAGGCUGCCGUAAACGCUUCAAUAACCUGGACAAGUCUUGGCCCCGAGCUCCUUGCGCAAGGAUACACUGGAGAGGUUAAUCUGGACAUUCCAGACGUCGGAACCCCCGUGUUGUCAACGGCCAGCGUGUCCAUAUCUGAUGAGUCGAACACGUUUGUAGUGGAACAUGCAGUUGUUUUCGUGAAGGUUAAGCACCCCUCAAGGGGCGAUCUGAAAAUCACUCUGACAAGUCCAUCUGGAACUGAAAGCAUUUUGACACAAGGCGGCCGUCCUGAGAACCAGCAGCUCGAGGAAACAGAAAUGUGGAAGCUGAUGACACUUAGAACAUGGGGUGAAGACCCCACCGGAACCUGGACUUUGGAGGUUGUUGAUGAAGUGGUUGGUGUUGGUCGUGAUUGUGUGGAUUCCCCUUGGGCAUACUAUUCGUUUGAAGACGACGAAACGAUCAGCUGUGAGAAAGUGAUCGACUGCGACAACGAGGAGUUGGUGACACCGGAUGUGAUUGCGUACAACGACAAUGGCCUGACCAUCAAUGAUGCUUGCUGUGUGUGCGGCGGAGGGAGCAAGGUUGUGCAAAUGCCACCCGUUCUGAUGUCAUGGCGCUUGAUUGUGUACGGUCACGAUCCCAGUGCACCACCUGCCGAGAGUGGAUCCGUGGGCAUUGCGUCAACUGAUUUCGUGACCGUCCCAACCAGCAAUAGUACAACACCAACCGAGACUUCCAGUGGUGCAACAUUGCCCAACAACAAUGCAUCCGGGACUACACCCCCAGGGACGACCAAUUCCACAGGCAACGUGACAGGCAACACGGACAAUACCAGCAACGCCCCUCACUUGCUGGCUUGCGCCCUCGUGUGGACAUGUGGUCUCAUGAUCAUACCUGCUAUGCUGAUGCUCUGA
Seminavis robusta is the source of this 5103-nucleotide messenger RNA. The record is from the annotation of a GenBank genome assembly. Lineage: Eukaryota; Bacillariophyta; Bacillariophyceae; Naviculales; Naviculaceae.